AUGCAGCAGCACAAGAGCGCAACCGAGUUCACGAAGGACACCGAGUUCUGGGGCAAUGUGGCCAAGAAGUACAACUCGAUGGGCAACCUCGGCACUCUGCUCGCCGUCGAAGCCUUGCGACUGCUCAACCUUACCGACCAGGACCGGUUCGUGCUUGACGUGGCGGCGGGCACCGGCAACUUUGCCCUACAGGCCGCCCGGGAGCUCAAGCGCCUCCACCCGCAGGGCGGUGCCCAGGUGCUGGCGACCGACUUUGCCGAGGCCAUGCUCGGAGCCUGCAAGUUCGAAGUCGACCAACAGGGACUCGGCGACAUCAUACAAUGCAAGCUCAUGGACGCCCAGGACUUGGGCGAGAUCAAGGACGGCAGCGUGGACGCCGUUGGCUGUGUGUUGGGCGCCAUGGAGAUGCGCCGUGUGCUGCGCGAAGGUGGUCGGGCGGCGAUCGUGGUGUUGCACAAGGUGGCCACGGUCUCGUUGAUGACCGAGCUCUGCGCCCGGCUCGACGCCAGCGACCAGAGGCCGCCCCUCGACCUGGCCCAAGCGGCCUACAAGCUGGCCGACGCCGAUUUCUUCCGGGCGCAGCUCAACCAGGCCGGCUUCGCGGGCGACCACGUGGUGAGCAUCACCAAGUUCGAGGGCGACUGGACCGGUCUCGAGGUGGACAACGUCGUGGGCUGGGUGCUCGACAAUCCGGUGGUGAGCCAGCGCUACUCUGAGAGGAGGGACGAGGUCGAAGCCACGCUGCGCCAGCUCCUCACCGACCCCGGCUCGCCGUUCUACAUUCACGCCAAGUGGCAGAACCAAACCCUCAUCGCCCUCGUGCAAAAGUAA
Molecule: messenger RNA, 831 nt
Organism: Acanthamoeba castellanii str. Neff
Lineage: Eukaryota; Discosea; Longamoebia; Acanthamoebidae
Product: methyltransferase domain containing protein
Exons: 2
Coding region: 1-831 (276 amino acids)
Source: RefSeq, a predicted model, not a curated record